Messenger RNA from Symbiodinium necroappetens, 5538 nucleotides. The record is from the annotation of a GenBank genome assembly. Lineage: Eukaryota; Dinophyceae; Suessiales; Symbiodiniaceae.
AUGCACGGAUGGUUCGUUUUCCUGUUCCCUUACCGGCUUGGCACUGAACUCCGUCGGGGGCUUGGGGUGGCAACGUGGAGUGUAGGGACACCAAGCGAGCGGCAGAACUUCAAGGCGAGCUCGCGUUUGCCGGCGAGUCUGCCGGCCCUGACUCCCAACAGCCUUCCGCUAAUUGUCGGUGUACAGCCAUCUGCUGUUUCGACUUCGCUGAAUGAUUUGGCAGUUUUGUCUCGGGGGCUCGUGGAGGAGCAUUUAUCGGCGAAAGGAGCUAUACUGUUUCGCAACCUGCCAGUCUCCACGUUUUCCGAGGCAGGUAGUUUCAUUUCUUCUCUCGGUUACACCAUGUACCAUGAUCCCAGCGGUCGAGAGAGGGUGGCAGAGGGUCUGUACCAUUCGUCGCUGGCUGUUCCCGCAGACAUCAACAUCGCUCCCCAUCAGGAGCACAUAGUAUCCAACAAACCUCCCAGCAAGUUGUUCUUGUUUUGCCAAAGUCCUUCUGUGGACGGAGGUGAGACUCCCUUGGCGCAUGCAGGAGAUGUGUGGGAUUGGCUUCAGAGCACCACACAAGCUCAAUUGCGCCGUCGGGGUGUUCGCUUUGAGAUGGUUCGGGGCAAUGCUGGCGAUCCUGGCAACCCUGUGCAAUUUACCCGAAGUUGGCAGGAGCACUUCUCUACUGAUGACUUGCAGACCGCUAUCAACAAAGCGAAAGAAGACUUUAACGGCACAUUCGAAGUAGAUGAUCAUGGCAACAUCAUUCUCCGCAGUGGAUUCCUUCUCCCGGUGAAGGUGGUACAAGGAAGGGAAAUAUUUAGCUCGCAGCUGCAAAACGUUUACAGUUUGCGAUGGUUGUGGGGGGAUGCUGAUGAGUACGUGCCGGACGAUAUUCUGGAAGACGUUAUGAGUGCUGUGUGGAAUGCGGCCACAGUCUUCCGAUGGAAGGCAGGCGAUCUUCUUGUGGUGGACAAUGUGAAGGUCUUGCACGGGAGAUUGUCGUACCAAGGUACGCUGCCGUGGACGGUGUUUGCCUUUGGGAAGGCACAGCGAGAUGCCAGCAUCUUGUGCUUCAGACACGACCUAUCCGCAGAUGUACCAAAGGUGUUGAAUGUCUCCGGCUGCAGAGGGGAUCACGGGCAGCUGAAUGGCAGCUACACUCAUUUACAAGGAGUAAGAGUGAGCAGCCGCCCGGUCUUUGUGAAAGACUGCCGUGCUCGUGAGGGUGAAGAGAGGAAGGUCUUGCACUUCUCCCAGCGCUCCGGGAGAUGGUUUAUCUCCAGCGUGAGCUUGGGCUCCUUGGAGGUGGAUCAACUCAGCACGUCUUCCGACGCUGGUCCCCCGGUGAUGUGUCAAUGUCAGACCGCCAAAUCUGGAAGUGUCAUUGUGCGUAAUGUGAUUGUGGUGCCACCUUGUCUUGUCUUCCAGCCGCCAGCUGCCGGCCGGACGACUGUCGCCAUGGCAGUUUUGGAGAUCCGCGUGCUCUUGGAGAGCAAUGUCGUGGAUACCAUUUGUGUAAAAGCUGAUGAGGUCAAGAACCUGCCCGGUGAAGCCUUUGAUAUCAUCUGUCAGAGGGCGCAGCAAGCAGUGGGAAACAAGGCCAUCAAGCGCAUCUUCUACGUCGAUGAUGAAGGCGAUGCCUGCACAUUGGCUCCUCCCUCCAUUUCCGAUGCCUUGGACUUGUGCAGAAACGGAGUCCUGGAGCUGCGCAUCAUGCUGGAGGAGGCGACAGCCGCAACUGCCCAAAGUCAAAACUCGUCACCAUCAAUGGUAAGCCAAGGCAACGAGGAUGAGGCCUGUGUAAGGCACAGCCACCUGAAGAUGGUGCCCGAAGUGCUCAAGGAGGGUGUGACUGCUUUCACUGACAGAAGCUGUGCGUUCAAGGGCGUCCCUCAGCAACUUACUGGGGCCACUCUAUUCAGAUCGCGAUAUAUCGUCCCUGAAGACACCGAGUUCACGGUGCAGGCACGAGCAGGAUCGCCUGUCUAUCUGUUUAGCGAGGCCCACCGUGAUGGUGGUUUUCCAAUGCUCGGCUGGCAGCAAGAAGAUGCUGGGCGUUUUCACUGGCAAGACUUGGACGGCAGAGCAUAUGCACUGAACUUGUGGAAGAAGAUGAAGGGCGUUGAAGACAUGAAGAUCCCGAUCAUGAAUUCCCUGGUUGGCGGGAUUGCAGUGCAGGCUAGCCAGCAGACUGAGGCCGAGCCGGCAAAGGACGACACAAAAGCCAACUUGCUUCUGGACAUGCUGAGGAAGGCUCAUGGCGGCAAUGCCAGAGAAGUUCUGAGAGCCUUUGGGCAAGCCAUUUUGCAGUGGCUGAACGAGAUGCAAGAGGAACUGCCAGUUCAGUGCUUGACACUGCUCUCUCCCAUGCAUGCUUUGGCGAAUGGAAGCUUCCGUGAAGAAGAGUUGCUAUCGUUUGCACAGACGGCCGUGGAAGCAUACGAGAGCCUCGAGCCCAACAUCAAGAUGGAAGUCCGGGGCAGAUUGCAAGACUUGUCAAACAUGCUGCGCUCACCGCAGCAAGUCCACCAUGGAAUAGUCUGCGAUGGAUGUCAGCAGACUCCCUUGCAGGGCAGGCGUUUCAAGUGCAAAGUGUGUCGAGACUACGACCUUUGCCAGACAUGCAUGGAGAAGGAUUGCCACCCUGGACAUGAGUUCGAAGAAGUGCCAGAAUGCCAAGCUCCUGGCAAUGUGUUUCCAAUGUGGCAACCAACAGUUUAUUGCGAUGGAUGUGACGCACACCCUCUGGAAGAAGCGAACCGUUACAAAUGCACGAUCUGUAAAGACUACGACCUCUGCAAGAGCUGCUUCAGCUCCAGGCAGCACAUCCAUCCGGAGCAUGACAGUUGGAUUCACCAGGGCGCGCAAGUUGAAGAAGCAGCUCCUCCGAAUACCCAGAGCUUGGACGGGAAGGCCAGCAUUACCGCCAUGGCAUCCCUGCUGCAGCACAGCGAUCCAAAGGUGCGGGCAGCCGCCAACGACGCUCUAACAAGCGCCGGAGCCACAAGCCUUGCCUCGGAGAAGGAGGGCUCAGACAUCAGUGAUGGCUGGGAGAGGUUGGACAGCCUCGAUCAGGUUUCAGCGAAGGAGGACUCUGUGUCAGACAUCAAUGAUGGCUGGGACAGGCUGGACAACGUGGAUCAAGCCUCUGCAAAGGUAAUCCAUGCCAGCGUCUUCGCCAACGCCGCAGUUGCGCACCCGCUGAACCUGGACAUGAUCCACCAUGGCUGCAAGGUCUUCCGCCUGGCACACCUGGAGAUCGAUCAUACGGCCUCGACGGAGUCCAGAGCCAUUGUCAAGGCGGUGGUCGUGAACGAUGGCACAGAGCCAUGGCCAGAGGCCUCACUUUUAAAGCUCAGCGAGGGCCCAUCCUGGGGCUUCCGUGAACUUUCUCUUGGAGCGGUUCCACCCGGCGAGACGGUUGAGCUGGUACUGGACCUGUGCUUCCUACCGGGUCAUCUGGGCGAUCACGUCGUCUCAGUAUGGUUACGUUCUUCGGCCGCAAGAUGCCAGUCAGGCGAACCUAGAGAACAGAGGGCAGCAGUAUGGUCAGCUGUUACCUUCGUACCAUGCCAAGAACUUCAAGUCGGAGAGGGACCUGCCAGACAGGCUUCCCGCAGCAUCGGGCGAUCUUCAGCGCUUUCACGAAGCUCUUCAAUCGAGAGCCCCACGCAUGACGAACUUGGAGACACCUCCGGCACCGCGCAGAUCUGUGCGACUGAGGUGCAGGGUGCAGACUUCGUCCUUUGCCUUCAUUUCCGAGACCUUAGCGGCGGAUCAGAAAGUUUUGGCCUCAGUGGAGACUAUGUGCGGUCUGAUCAGCUUUAUGGAGAUCGACCCGUUUUCAUCAAGGCUCCACUGCGACAUCGACAAGGUGGCUUCGAGUCGGACGAAAAGCCGAGCCAGGGGCUCGAGCGGACCCUGUUCUUCUUCUAUGAUGACAUUCGCCAUCGGUGGCAGGUUGCUCCAGAAGUGGGUGCCAAGGGCUUGAGCGUGCUUGCCCGCAGCCCCGUGGGCUGGGAUGAGGUCUUCUCCCCGAACGGAGCAGAGGCUGCUUUGAUCAGGGAAGUCGACCCUCCCAGGCCAUCGGGCUGCUGGCAGAUCCGGCUCAACGAGCCUGCCCUGGCCAUCCACUCGAGACGUUCCAAGCAAAUGACGGAGAUCCCGCAAGAGGCAUCACAGCUCUUUCAGGACUGCGAGGCUCUCUCUGUUCUUACACUGGAAGACCGUGCACCCGCACGCACAGUCAGCUUCCAGUAUGAAGGGCCAGGUGAAGAGCUCCAGGUGCUUGCAGAGCAUCCGCUGGCCGGAGAUUUCAGAUUGCUGCGACAGAGAUACGGAAAGCGUCCUGUAUAUCGCCGCUCCGCUUUGCAGCCUUGUGGACCUGGGCCAGGCUUGCCUGUCCAGCCCGGCUUGUUUCUUUUCUUCGAACCACGGCUUGGAUACUGGGUUGUCAGCACAAUUUCGCCACUGGCUUCAAAUCAUGCUGUCGCGUUUGCCAGACCAGACCUGCCAGGUCGAUUUGGACAGGUCCUGGCCAGGACCGGGCCUGACUGGACGCCCGUGCUGCCGCAGGACGCACGGGACUGGGACGCAGCUGACAGCCAGGACCCGGGUUCCCACUAUCGGCUUGGGCCGGCAAGAGCACCACCCAGCACACUGCUGUCGGAGCACCUGACGCCAACUCCGUGGCUGCACUUGGUAGCCCUGGGCACCGACACGCCUCCCAAGAUGGUGUGCCUCAGCGGCUUCGGUGACAGGUUGCAUACUCUGAAUGGCUCCUAUGAGCUGCUCCCAGAGUCCGCGUGGGCAUCCAGAGCUGCAUGGGCACGAGUGCCGUCCACGGCGGAGGCACUGGUCGAUCUGAUUUCGCUGCUAACUGUUCUGGAUGUCCGACGGGUCAUUGGAUUAUCGGUCCGGACUUGCACACAGCGCAGACAGGUCUUGCACGAAAUGGGCCAGGCCGAUGGGCUGCUCAGCCGAUGGGCUGCCCUGAAUGGUCAGCCAGUCAGCUUCCACACGAACGACGGUUGGAGAGCCGAGCAGAAGGCGUUCGGAUCCCACUCUGAGCAAGCAUGUCUGGCACCAGAACCAGAGAUGGAAGGCAAGCGGUGGUCCCUCUUCUCCGCGGCAAAGCACCAGCCUCGGCAGAUCCUGGCCUGGGACCGCGUGCAAAAGCAUUGCCGCUGUCCCCGAGAAGCACUCAUAGGCGAAUUCGCCCAGCCCAUCACGGAACCUGCCAUCCGGCCCGCCAAAGAGCGCAGAACUGAUGCGCGAGACGGUCUAGCGGAGCAAUUUCCACUCCUACCCGCAAAGCAGGCACUAGCUAGCGGUAUGGAACAGAAAGAAGAAGGCACAGGUCCACAAGUCAUGCAGCAGAAGGAAGUCAGGAUGGAGCUGUCCAAAGAAGGCAGCUUGGGUACAGCGCGCACCCAAAGCUUCAAGCCGCCCAUAAGACCUACCAGCCCUCCAAGCCGGCGGGGAGCAAGCCCGUCACGAGCUACAAGCCCGGCACGUGCUGAAAGGGGCAUUGUUUGGCGACCUUGA